This is a messenger RNA of Naegleria lovaniensis, 960 nucleotides long. RefSeq lists its product as uncharacterized. Lineage: Eukaryota; Heterolobosea; Eutetramitea; Acrasida; Naegleriidae. The record is from RefSeq and is a predicted model, not a curated record. The transcript has a single exon. Bases 1 to 960 code for a protein of 319 amino acids.
AUGUUUUCGAAACGCAAACAACAGAACCCAUUCCGUCGUAUUGCACAAACAAAAGAUUCACCUGUUGAUUCAAAAAAAUUGAAAAAACUUUUGAUCGUGCGAGGACAAGAACCCGAUCACUUUUUUAAAUGUAUUUGUGAGAAGUUUAAUGGUUUCGUAAAAAAUCCAGAAUUACUGAACUGGAGAACUAGAGUGUUUUCUCCGUAUGAACCCGAUGAUUCUUUUGCAUUUUUAUGCAGUGUAGAUGUUCUAGACCAAGCAGAAUUAACACCAGAACACGUUGAAAGGUUUCGAUUUCAUUUCGAUUAUGAUUUUGUGGUUUUUCCAAUGUAUGCUGGUUUCAAUAUUAGCUCGGAAGUUAUAAAAUCAGUAUUUAAUGAAAUUAUGAGCAUCAUGAAAGAUUUAAUUUCAUCAAAACGUGUUGCAAUAUUAUUCUUGAGAGGAAGUAAUGCAUACAGCGUUCCUAGUAGACUUGGCUAUAUCUCGAACAAUCUGGAAUCAGGCUUUGCAGAUUGUACAAGUCAACCGAUGAUGGAAAUUGACGUCUCAAGGCUGAAUGAAAUAUGCAUGAACAGCUCUAUAUUAUUAGAAUUUAAAACAAAACACCUAGAGUUAUUUAGUCAACAUGUGAAGCAAAAAUCAGUAGAUCUUUCACAAACAUAUAAGUGGGGUCUUCCUGUUGAAAACUGUAUAUAUCUUUCACAAUGGAACAUUCUUGCAACGGCAGAAGAACGUAAAAAGAUCUGUAUGCUUAUUCACAAAACAGAACGAGUAAUGUUCACACCUUGGUAUGGCUUUUCGCAUGGCAAUCAACUUUGUCAUGACCUCGUUCGGUACUUCUGUAAAUAUUUGGUGUUGGAAUAUUUGAUAGGGGAUGAUACGGUUUUUAAAACAAAACUCUCUCAAAAGUAUCAAAAUUUCCAAUUGUGCGAUAUUGUUGUGACGUCUGCACAGGAAUAG